AAUGCUUUUAUUCCCAACUCUGGAAUAAGCCCGAUCUUAAUACAUUCAACACAAAGAAAAAGCGGUGUAUGACGUCGUGAACAACAUCAACAUGAAAGACAAGCAGGGAUUUCCCCAGAUCUAUGCAGGUCAUGUAUAUUUUUAGAAUCGUCUAUUAUACACAAGCCUAGAAACCAAGAGCUACCAGUACACAUAGCAGACAGAGCUUUGAAGCUGUGUAAAGCAAACAUUCUCUGCGGUGAAUGACGACGUAAACAACACCAACAUGAAAGACAAGCAUAUAUUUCCCCAGAUCUAUGCGGGUCAUGUCUAUUUUUAGAAUCGUCUAGGUAAACUUAAUCCUAGAAACCAAGAGCUAAGAGUACACAGACAGAGCAACAUUAGAAGCAGUGUUAACUUAACCUUCUCUUGGUUAGUGGGCACUUGUGAGUGACAACUGUAAAUAUCCCAACAAGUGUAUCAAAAUUAAUCAGUAAAACAGACCAUGAAAACCCCAAACAAAGUGAGAAAAAGAAAAUUGGAGCCAUCAAGUACACCUAAAGAUGUGCCAUACUGUGAGAGCCCAAGUAAAGUUUCCAAAAGUGACCAAACAGGUGUCUUUAUUCCAGGAAAUCAUGAAGCUGAGAUGUGCUAUGGAGGAGAAGCUGAUCUACACAAACAUGUUACUGCCUGUACGAAGAAUCCAGGUCACAAAGGUUUUAUACCUCUUAAAGAUUUCAACACAAAUUGUCUCCCUUCACGUUACCAUGACGACGACCUCAUGUAUGAGACAAUCAAAACAUUGGCAGCCCUAACUGUCCAGGUAAAGACUAAAUUCACCAGUCUACAGAGACCAGAGUUUUACCCAGGCACUCAAGUUCCAUAUCCAUGUUAUAAGGACAGAGGAAGUCACGUGAUGAGGUUAGGGACGGGGAGGGUGUGGAUUGCGUACAAGUGCACAGAGAGUGAUAGAAAAACUUGUCGUUGUGCUAAGUGUCAAGUCUCUGCCACACCCAGCAAAGUGUGGGGGCAGGUUCAUAUGAUGACAGCCACACACGUGGUAUUUGAUGACAGUGAGGCGAGACAGACCAGGUGUGUUUUAGGUUUUGAUGACAAUAAAAGUCCAAUGGUCAGUCUUGAUGGCUGGGAGGUGGGUUGGGUAGACAUUGAGGGAGACAGGUGUUUGUUGAGAUAUGUGACAUGUGACUUAGAGUUGGUUGAUGAACUAGACAAGAUGUGUGAGCACUUUUAUGAACUAAGUAGGGAUGUACGGGACAAAUACACGAGAUUUGUUGAUGUGGACAAGUUGACCGUUAUAGUGUCACAUCCUCAUGGCUGUCCUAAACAGGUCUCUGUAGGACGAUGGACACACAAACAUGAGAGGGGUAGCAUCAUCAGGUACUGGUACACAACAUGUACAUGUCCUGGCUCCAGUGGAGCGUGUGUCUACAGGCUGGGACAUGACAGGUGGUUUUAUCACCAUCCCCACAGUGGAUCAAACUCUGAAGGAAAUUAUAGUGGGGAGUAUUGGGACUGAUGUAACUGUUAGUUCUCUCCCCUUGUCUACACAAUGUAAACAAACAAAAUGGCGGAACCUUUUCCGUCAUUAAACUGAUUGUGUAAUGACUUGCAUUUGUUGUAAACAUUUUAUAACAUGUAAAUGGUUAAAACAAAUGUUUUGAUUGAUUCAAACCGUUUAACCGUUAUAAUUUGCAUCUAUCAUAAUGUAUUAUAGGCACUUAACAUGUUUAAUGUUGUAAAUAUUUUGUGUUUAACAAAUGUCGGCAACAUUGUUGUUCUGACCUUACCAUGAAUUGUAACUUUACAUAUUACAUUUCUUGCUCUUCUUAUUUGUUUACAAAAUUAUUACAUACUAGAAAAUAAAUG
This is a messenger RNA of Physella acuta, 1866 nucleotides long. RefSeq lists its product as uncharacterized. The record is from RefSeq and is a predicted model, not a curated record. NCBI's taxonomy places the organism in Eukaryota, Metazoa, Mollusca, Gastropoda, Physidae.